ACCAAAACUAACUUAAUGCUUUUAUGAUCUUUCGUUUAAAAAGACUUCGAGGGGAUCCGCCGAUGUUUGGAAACGCCCAAUGAAAAGCCUUUAUUUCUUGGCGUCACAAAGCCACGCUCCAAUCACGGUUUUCUCCAUCCCAUCAGCCACUGCGGUCUCUGAGCGUCGCUUUAUGAGUUCAGAGGAAUCAUUCCCACUCGAGACGGACGAGAGGAACCUGACUGGAGUCACACAGCGGGAGUUCGGCUAACACGGUUUGACACGGCACAAACAUGAGCACUUCAGUGAGUUGUAAACUGAAUAAAGGUGUGAAACAUCAGUACAUGGAUCUGUGUCCGGAUGAUCAAGUUCAGCUGAUGUACAUCUGGAUUGACGGAAGUGGAGAAGGAUUGAGAUGCAAGAGCAGAACUCUGGAUUCUCAACCCAAAACCCUCGAAGAACUCCCCGAGUGGAACUUCGACGGCUCGAGCACGUAUCAGUCUGAAGGAUCGAACAGCGACAUGUACCUGAUUCCUCGAGCCAUGUUCAGAGAUCCCUUCAGAAAAGAUCCCAACAAACUGGUGCUGUGUGAUGUUCUCAAAUACAACCGCAAACCUGCAGAAACCAAUUUGCGUCGCACGUGUGAGAAGGUGAUGGACAUGGUGCGGGAUCAGCACCCGUGGUUUGGCAUGGAGCAGGAGUACACUCUUCUGGGCAUGGACGGUCGUCCGUUUGGAUGGCCCGCCAACGGUUUCCCCGGCGCUCAAGGGCCGUAUUACUGUGGUGUGGGAUCUGAUAAAGCUUACGGACGAGACAUCGUGGAGGCACAUUAUAGAGCCUGUCUGUAUGCUGGAGUGAAAAUCUGCGGCACCAACGCUGAAGUCAUGCCAUCACAGUGGGAAUAUCAAGUCGGCCCGUGCGAAGGCAUUGCGAUGGGAGAUCACCUGUGGAUUUCCCGCUUCAUCCUGCACAGAGUUUGUGAAGACUUUGGUGUCGUGGCCUCUUUAGACCCCAAACCUAUGACGGGCAACUGGAACGGCGCCGGCUGUCACACCAACUUCAGUACCAAAGACAUGCGAGAGGAAGGAGGAUUGAAACAUAUUGAGGCAUCCAUUGAGAGGCUGUCCAAGAGACACAAGUACCACAUCCGUGUCUACGAUCCUAAAGGAGGUCUGGAUAAUGUCAGACGCCUGACCGGCCAUCACGAGACGUCAAGCAUCAAUGAUUUCUCUGCUGGAGUGGCUAACCGUGGCGCUAGCAUCCGAAUCCCACGACCUGUAGGUCAAGAACAGAAGGGAUACUUUGAAGACCGUCGUCCGGCUGCCAACUGCGAUCCGUACGCCGUCACUGAAGCUCUCGUACGCACGUGUCUGCUUAAAGAAGACACUGAAGAGCCUGUGGAAUACAAGUGAUUUCUUAUGGCACGGUUGAGCAAAGAAGGCGGUAAAAAUAAAUCUGCAUUGUUUCUCCUUUUGAACUUUUAAUGAAAUGUUGGAAUAUUGUACUUUUUAUUUUUAUAUAAAGUCAAGCAAUUUGAAGUAGGGGGAAUAUCACAUGAGAAUUUUUUUCUCUAAUACACCCUGGUCACAAUUAUUGGCACCCUUGUAUGCAAAACUUUCUGCAAACUCGAUUUGCAUGAAAAAUGGCUCGGAGUAGUUUCUUUUAUGUCUGACGAGGUUUGAGAAUAUAUGGCAAGUCAUCGGGGUCCAUUCCUUCACGCAGAAUCUCUUCAGAUCCUUCAAAUGUUGGUGCUCUCUUAUGUUCAGUUCAUCCACUCGUUCUCUCUAGGGUUCGGAUCAGGGAACUGGGAUGGCUGUGGCAGGAUCUUGAUUUUGUGUUCAGUGACCCAUUUUUAUUGGUGUUGAUGUUUAUUUUGAACCAGUGUGCUGAUGGAAGAUCUAACCACCACCCAUUAUAAGAUUUCUAGCAGAGCAAGUCAGGUUUUGAUUUAUCUGUUGGUAUUUGAUAUAAAACACGAUGUCGUGAAUCUGAUCCAGAUGAUCUGGUGACAUUAUGAAAUGCUUUCUGACCCCCAAAAUUCAACUGAUUACUGCAAUUUUCCAUUUGAACUCUUUGAAGAGUCUUUGGCCACUCAAAUUCUUCUCCUAGUUGUGCAUUGAGACAAUAUAGACACAUGUUGGAAAUUAGUUUUUUUUAUUGUUUUGACUAUUUCCUUACAACCAUUUUGUGUACAGUAGCUCAACAGAACUGUAGAGCUAAGAAACUCUAAAUAUCAGUAUCCGUAGGGAAAUACUUUACUUUAGGGAGGUAAUUUACUCAUAAGAAUUUCUAAGGGUGCCAACAAUUGUGACCAGGGCGUAUUAGAGAAUUGUUUGACUUUAAUGAAAUGUUGGAAUACUUCCGAUUUUUUUUUUAAAGAUCAGAAGGUGAAACAAUGCAAAUGUAUUUUUUUUGCUCAUGUUUUACUCCAGUUGCUAAAUAUGUUCAUGUAGUGAUUUCUUCUAUUUCUGCCACUAUGGCAUUUCUGCGCGGUCUUGGUUAAGGUUGAUCUGGGUUUUUAUUUUUAUUGUUUUUUGUGUGUUCAACUUCAAGUAAUAUAGACAUUGUCGUGCAUCGCAACUUAUUUCUUCUCACUUUUCAUGUUUCGUCCAUUUUCUCUGCUGCUAAAGAAACUCAAGUCUCGUAAAAGUCCUCCUCGCUACUCCUCUUAAGGUCCAUUCCAACGUGUGCAUAGGAAAGAUAUCAUUUACACAAAUUCAUAGGUGAAGUAGAUGUGGGUGCUUUCCUCUUUAAUGGGUAAUAGCACGGGUCAACAUCACUUCCCGCUUCCCUCUCCGCUUUGAAACCGCAUGGGAGAGGUGGGUUUUCUUUAGCAUUCUAUUAUUAUAGUCUUUGUUAUUUUUAUUUGCAUAUUUGAUGUGAAAUGGUAUUUGAUUUACCUGAGCGGUCAUUCUGGCCAUUGUACCUCGUUUGCAUUAUGUCUAUACGGGAACAUUGUGAUCGGUGUUUGUAUUUAUUUUAUAGAAAGCAUUAAGGGCAAUUCACUCUUAUUGGGGGGUAAAAUAAAAGAUCCAGGUAAAAGCA
Molecule: messenger RNA, 3024 nt
Organism: Triplophysa rosa
Lineage: Eukaryota; Metazoa; Chordata; Actinopteri; Cypriniformes; Nemacheilidae
Product: glutamine synthetase-like
Exons: 7
Coding region: 273-1391 (372 amino acids)
Cellular component (GO): cytoplasm
Molecular function (GO): glutamine synthetase activity
Source: RefSeq, a predicted model, not a curated record